Schistosoma mattheei is the source of this 318-nucleotide messenger RNA. Lineage: Eukaryota; Metazoa; Platyhelminthes; Trematoda; Strigeidida; Schistosomatidae. The record is from the annotation of a GenBank genome assembly.
AUGAAUCAACAUACAUUGUACAAUCCAAUUGAAUCAGUUUUCAACAGUUCAAAUUCUAAUUCACAGUUUCGGUUUGAUUGUGACUUUACAAAUUUUCUAACAUUUUUACAGAACAAUCAAACACUGAAUUCUUUUUCAUCAACAAAUGUGCAUUCCUCUUCUUGUCGAAAUAAAUUCAUGCCAAAUUGUAAAGAGUUAUUUCCGUACACCAUCGAAAACGGACGUACUUCUAUGGAUGAUUCAGUUGAUGUAACAGUAAAACAAAAAACAUCAAAUCACUGGGAGAUCUUCGACAAAUUUAGUAGCAAACUCAAAUAA